CAACCUUAUUGAGUCUUCGUUGAAGAAGUAGCAACCUGCAUCGAAGAUAACUCCUGCCGAAAGAACAAGGUAGUUCAUGCAAGGUGCUCUCUAGAAAUUAAGAUCUAUGCAAGAACAUGAAUAUGGUAACAUAAGUACUUCGAUAAUAAAUUUACUUUGAACUUUUGAACAUCAUGCAAAAGAAAUAAGUGGCGAGAGAAGAGCAACUGGGAAUUCACAAGCAGAACAUUCCCUUGAGAACACUGACAGGAGAGGCAAGAGGGUAAUAUGCCUGCAGCAGUAUCUGAUGGAUGGAAGCACGGACUCCUGGAUAAACACAGCGCAAGUUCACGUCACGUGGUCCACAGGCGAGCUGCGAUUCGGACUACACUUCCCGUGAGGCCUUGCGCUCCUCACGUCAUCCGGCGCUGCAAUGUUAUGGCGCUCGGUGUGAGCUGCCGGAGGGUGAGAGCAUUCGCCAGCGCGACCUUGUGCCCUUUAACGGCCUUCGGGCGAAGCGCUCGGUCCACGGCGGGACGGCAAGGCGGCAGCAGAUGGGAGGCAGUUGUGGGAUUGGAAGUCCAUGCUCAGCUAUGCUCCAACUCCAAACUUUUCUCUGGGUCACAGGUGCAGUUUACAGCACCUCCAAAUUCAUUGGUGUCAUUUUUAGAUGCUUCACUUCCAGGCACUUUACCAGUUCUAAAUAAGCAUUGUGUCGAAGGAGCUGUGAAGACAGCAUUAGCUGUAAAUUGUACUAUUAAUAAGAAAUCUACUUUUGACAGAAAACACUACUUCUAUGCUGACCUGCCAGUUGGAUAUCAGAUAACACAGCAGAGAUGUCCAAUUGCCAUCAAUGGAAGCCUCAGAUACAACCUUUGUAUUGGGAAGAACCAUGUGAUACCCAAGCUUGUGCGAAUCAAACAGAUCCAGCUGGAGCAAGAUAGUGGCAAAAGUCUUCAUGAUGAUGCAAGGACUCAGACAUUAAUUGACUUAAACAGGGCUGGGAUUGGUUUAAUAGAGAUUGUUAUGGAACCAGAUAUGUGUUGUGGUGAUGAAGCUGCAGCAGCAGUUAGGGAGCUUCAACUUAUUUUACAGACACUUGGGACAAGUCAUGCAAAUAUGGCAGAGGGACAGUUAAGAGUGGAUGCCAAUAUUUCAGUACAUCGACCUGGGGAACCAUAUGGCGUGAGAGCUGAAGUGAAAAAUAUUAACAGUGCCCGAUUUCUGGCAAGAGCAAUCGAUUAUGAAAUUCAGAGGCAGAUUAAAGUUCUGGAGAAUGGAGGGAAAAUAUUAAAUGAAACAAGAGCAUUUGAUUAUAAAUCAGGACAGACCGUAUCUAUGAGAGACAAAGAAGGAAAGCAAGACUACAGGUUUAUGCCAGAGCCAAAUUUGCCUCCAUUGAUUAUUUAUGGCAAUGAAACUCUCCCUGAUCACGAGAAUCCACAACAAGUGGUGAAUAUUGACCGUAUUCGUGAACAGCUGCCUGAGCUACCUAAUGCAAAAAGAACAAGAUUGGUGGAAAAGUACGAUAUUCUUAUUGAACACAGUGUCACUUUGGUGAAUGAAGAUGGACUUGUGCAAUUUUUUGAAAGUGUUGUAGAACAGACUCAAGCCUGUCCAAAGAAGGUAAUAGGUUGGGUAAUUAAUGAUUUCCUGGCACUACUAAAACAAGAUAAUCUCAGAGUAAACCAAAGUCCCAUUAGGCCCACCGAUAUGUCAGAAAUACUUAAUCUCUUGGAAACUGGAUCUAUAUCUUCAUCUGCAGCAAAGCAAGUUCUUUUUGAAUUGUGGAAGGGUGAAGGCAAAACUGCAACCCAAGUAGUUGAACUAAAAGAAUUGGGAAUGAUCAAAGACCAGAAAAAAUUAGAACAGAUCUGUCAACGUGUUAUUGAGGAUCAUCCUGCAGAGGUUUCUGAAAUACAGCAAGGAAACUGGAAAGUAGUAAAUAAACUGAUUGGCCAGGUUCAGAGAACAACACAUGGUCGUACAUCCCCCAUUCAGGUGAAAGCUAUUUUAGAAAAGAAGUUGUCCUUAAAGGUACUCCAUACAAAUCAAUAUUGAUGGCAAGACUUUUUUCCAGAGUUGCUUGGGAUCACUCAGAAUUGAGUUUAUGCGUUUGCAGGGGCUUUGUUCUGAUCUGUUACUAGGACAUUAUGAUUUCAUCAGACAAGCACCAGAGAUUCUAGGAAUUCUCUCAAAUUGGGAAGUUACUGAUGCUAUCAGAUAUGUUCAUUUCAUCCAUGAUGAUUGUGAUAAGAUUGGGUACUUGUUAUAGGAAAAAUAAUUUUC
Molecule: messenger RNA, 2268 nt
Organism: Mobula hypostoma (lesser devil ray)
Lineage: Eukaryota; Metazoa; Chordata; Chondrichthyes; Myliobatiformes; Myliobatidae
Gene: gatb
Product: glutamyl-tRNA(Gln) amidotransferase, subunit B
Exons: 15
Coding region: 268-2040 (590 amino acids)
Biological process (GO): glutaminyl-tRNAGln biosynthesis via transamidation; mitochondrial translation
Cellular component (GO): glutamyl-tRNA(Gln) amidotransferase complex; mitochondrion
Molecular function (GO): glutaminyl-tRNA synthase (glutamine-hydrolyzing) activity
Source: RefSeq, a predicted model, not a curated record